Molecule: messenger RNA, 468 nt
Organism: Anguilla anguilla (European eel)
Lineage: Eukaryota; Metazoa; Chordata; Actinopteri; Anguilliformes; Anguillidae
Product: sperm protein associated with the nucleus on the X chromosome N2-like
Exons: 7
Coding region: 34-297 (87 amino acids)
Source: RefSeq, a predicted model, not a curated record
UGGACUCUGAGUACUGCAACAAAGAGAUUAAACAUGAAGCUCUCCAUCUUUCUGCUGUGUCUCCUCGGAACCAGCCUGGUAUUUGCAGAAAACCAGGAUUCAGGGUCUAGCUCAAAUUCGUCUGAGGAAGACCUGGAUUCUGGGUCAAACUCAAAUUCAUCUGAGGAGGACCUGGAUUCUGGGUCUAACUCAAGUUCAUCUGAGGAGGACCUGGAUUCUGGGUCUAACUCAAGUUCAUCUGAGGUGAAUCUUCAUCAGCACAAAGCCAUGAUUCCUAUCAGAUCUAACCUGCAUUGAGAAGCCGCCUACAAGAGAAAAAGGUCGCAAAAAUGAAAGUGCAUCUCAAGAGGCAAUCUGCACAGCUGACGCAGGACGGUGUAAACAACCAUGCAUGUGAAACAAAUAAAAAAAGUGGAAAUUAAAGAUGAACUUGAUUAUGAUCAGCAAAUUGUUGUUUUAUUGUCUUGC